AUGUCUCGUCAGUCUGUCUGCAGGAGCUUCGGAGGGGGGAGCAGAAGGGGCUUUAGCUCCUGCUCCGCAAUUGGCGGCGGCUUUGGAGGCGGUGGCCGGAGCAGGAGCAGCUACAGCUCGUACUCUGUGUCCAGGGGAUUCGGAGGUGGAGGACGCUGCGGGGGCUUCGGCAGCCGGAGCCUCCACAACAUGGGGGGCAGCGCCAGGAUUUCCAUGGGCGGGUGCUACGGUGGUGGGUACGGCAGCAGGAUGGGAGGCUUUGGUGGGAGCUAUGGGGGUCUCGGCAGCUUUGGGGGCGGAAUGGGUGGAGGAGGAGGAGGUGGAAUGUGUGGCUUUGGAGGAAUGGGUGGAGGAGGAAUGGGUGGCUUUGGUGGUGGGAUGGGUGGCUUUGGUGGUGGGAUGGGUGGUGGAGGAAUGGGUGGCUUUAGUGGCCCAGGCUUUGGCAUGGGUGGACCUGGGAGAGGUGGCCCUGGGAUCCAGCCAGUGCAGAUUGACACGACCCUCCUGCGCCCGGUCCAUGUUGAGAUUGAUCCCCAGAUCCAGCAAGUUAAAAACCAGGAGAAGGAGCAGAUCAAGACCCUGAACAACCAGUUUGCCUCCUUCAUUGACAAGGUCCGGUUCCUGGAGCAGCAGAACAAGGUGCUCUCCACCAAGUGGGAGCUGCUCCAGCAGCAAGGGCCGUCGGGGCCCAGGAAGAACCUGGAUGUGAUCUUUGAGAACUACAUCCAGAACCUGCGGAGGCAGCUGGAUUCAAUCCUGGCGCAGCGGGGCCAGCUGGAAUCAGAGCUGCAGAACAUGCAGCAGUACGUCGAGGAUUACAAAACCAAGUAUGAGGAAGAGAUCAACCGGCGCACGACAGCCGAGAAUGAGUUUGUGGUGCUGAAGAAGGAUGUGGACAGUGCCUACAUGACCAAAGUUGAGCUGGAAGCCAGGGUGGGAGCUCUGACAGAUGAAAUCAACUUCCUGAGGUGCAUCUAUGAGGAGGAGCUGGCUCAGAUGCAGACGAUCAGCCGGGACCUGUCCGUGGUGGUGUCCAUGGACAACAACCGGCACCUGGACCUGGACAGCAUCAUCGAGGAGGUCCGGCGCCAGUACGAGCAGAUUGCCCAGAGCAGCCGGGCUGAGGCCGAGGCCUGGUACCAGAGCCAGUACGAGCAGCUCCAGAGCACGGCCGGCCGGCACGGGGACAACCUCCGCAACACCAAGAUUGAGAUCCAGGAGCUGACCAGGAAUGUCCAGAGGCUGCGGGCUGAGAUUGAGAACGUGAAGAAGCAGAACCAACAGUUGCAGGCAGCCAUUGCUGAGGCUGAGGAGAGGGGGGAGAUGGCUCUCAAAGAUGCCAGGUUGAAGCUGGAAGAGCUGGAGAGUGCCCUGCAGAAGGACAAGGAGGAGCUGGCUCGCCUGCUGAAGGAGUACCAGGAGCUGCUGAAUGUCAAGAUUGCACUGGACGUUGAGAUCGCCAUGUACAGGAAGCUGCUGGAGGGAGAGGAGAACAGGCUCUGCAACGACAGCAUGGCCAACGUUAAUGUCUCUGUGGUAGGCAGGACGACUGUCUCUGGAGGCAGAGGAGGCAUGGGAGGAGGAUUCGGAGGCAGCGGCAUGGGAGGAGGAUUCGGAGGCGGCAGCUGCGGAAUGGGAGGAGGAUUCGGAGGCGGCAGCGGCAUGGGAGGAGGAAUGGGAGGAGGCGGCAUCUGCGGCAUGGGAGGCAGCAGCUUUGGAGGAGGCAGCAUGGGCGGCAGCUGUGGGAUGGGGGGAGGAAUGUACUCCGGUGGCUUCUCCUCUGGAAGCGGAAGGAUGUGCGGCUCUGGCGGGGGAUCCUCCUCUGUGCGGAGAUGCGUCACCACCACCUCGGUCAAAUCUUCGGGAGUGAGAUUCUGA
Zonotrichia leucophrys gambelii is the source of this 1878-nucleotide messenger RNA. Its product is annotated as keratin, type II cytoskeletal 6C-like. Bases 1 to 1878 code for a protein of 625 amino acids. The transcript is spliced from 9 exons. Gene Ontology annotation, molecular function: structural constituent of skin epidermis. Lineage: Eukaryota; Metazoa; Chordata; Aves; Passeriformes; Passerellidae. Gene Ontology annotation, cellular component: keratin filament. The record is from RefSeq and is a predicted model, not a curated record. Gene Ontology annotation, biological process: keratinization; intermediate filament organization.